GAAAGGUUUACGUUAUCAGCCUCGCCAUACAAUAAAGUAUAAAGGCCUAUAACUGAAGUCCAGCACACCCACACUCACAAAGAGCACAGGUUACUCGACGGUCCCAUCAUGAAGUCGCUUUUAAUUCUGUUCUGUGUUGUUGGAUUGAUUCACUCAGCGCACAGUGGCUGUAUUUCUUGUAAGGGUGGGACUCCCGAUGCCUCAUGUGAUGAUCCAUAUUCUCCUUCGGGACCUGAAUCUGCAGCUUGCAGUUCUUUCCACAGGGAUCUGUGCACCAAAUACGGCGGCAGCUACAAAAUCUCCUGUGGUGAUAUGUACUCCGCUUUCAGCUGUACGGUAACUUGCGGUGCCGGACCAAUAACGCCCAGCCUCCUCCUCAUUUCUACAGUCAUCGCUUUCGCAAUCAAGAUGGUGCAUUGAUAAAAAAAGUGUUUGUCGAAUCAACUGGACGUUUGAUUUUCUUUUUGAUAUAUUUUUAAUUGUUUUUUUAGUUUUUGUCAUUGGUUAUUUUAUCGACAGUUACUGAAUAUGAACAUGCAUGUGUUACAGGGUUAUCAUUGUAUAACAAAGUGUUAGCGGUGGACAUAAGUUACUAUAACAGGAGUUACGUCCCUUAGUGGAUCAUAUGUCAGAGCGAACCUCACGGGGAGCCCAGUGUUAUGAAAUGUUUUACUUGAAUUUACCUGUGAGACAGAAAACGUACCACGUGUAUUGUUUGUAUUACCCUUUAUUUUGCACUGUUCAGUCUAUAUUAUCAAUUUUCCAUGAUACUAUUAUCUUCUAAAACCAGAGACUAUAAUAAUAGACAAUCCUGUUGAAUGGUGUCUGUUAAAACACCAGUUGUGACCACUAUGAGUAGCCUGUAUUUGUGUACAUGAAUAAACCAGUGAAACAGAGAAGG
Haliotis rubra (blacklip abalone) is the source of this 901-nucleotide messenger RNA. RefSeq lists its product as uncharacterized. Bases 109 to 420 code for a protein of 103 amino acids. The record is from RefSeq and is a predicted model, not a curated record. Lineage: Eukaryota; Metazoa; Mollusca; Gastropoda; Lepetellida; Haliotidae. The transcript is spliced from 3 exons.